AUGAUCAACCCCAAAUUGCCCAUGACCACUGAACCAUCCUCCCCCACAUAUGCAGCUGUACUUGUUUCUGGAAAUCCAACCAGAACAACCAUCUCCCAUCCGAACACAGCUGCCAACCAAUCGCUCAGAAAACCCGCAGCUAAAGAUGUAACACCUGCGCAGACAAGCGAUUUAUCUUCUGCUCAGUCAACACCUUCGUUGAUGCCUGCAAAACCAAUGGGAACUCCAGCCAUCAUUUCAGCUGGUCAAAAGAAAGGUUGUCACCCUGAUCCGCCACCAGGAUCUGGCAGUAGAUUGGACUAUUCCGCUGUAGUUAAGGGUGGUAAACAAAACAAAUGUCACCCUUCCCAUCUUGCAUCGGCUGCACCUCCGCCAGGCUCCCAGAUUAUCACCAGGAAGAUGAGGCCUAUCGAUCUUUUUCCUGCUGUAACCAAAGAUUUCCGUCAGAGAUUCGCUGAAUACAAGCUUCUCAUGGAUGAAUAUAAAGCGGACCCAGAGAAUAAUCCAAAACCACCACAGGUCUUUGCGCGUAAUCCUACCAAAGAGGAAAACAAAUCAGCGUUGGAAAUUGUCGAAAAAACUCUCUAUACAAUCGAUUCGAAUUAUAAUAAAAUAUACGAUGAAGGAGACAAUCAAAUGGUUGCUCUAGUCGAGUUCAUUCCAUUAAGCGAUUUAUCACCAUCCGAAUGGGACGACUACGAUUUCCUAUGCCUCUUUCUACAUCAGUGCAAGGAAUUCAUCUCACCCGUCGCCUCCAAAUCACAAAAAUGUCAAGGUAUAAUGUGGGCGCUUGGCUGGCGCAAGGGCUAUGAUGGCUUGGAGAUCCUGGGUAUAUACCGUCAUCAAGCAGCAAUCAAUAAAAAUCCCGAUGGAUUCCGGAAUCUCAUGCAGGAAGGAUCGGCUCGAGAUGGGCAAAUACUCUGGAAAACUUUCCACAGUUUUGGAGACGUGGCCGUGGAGAAGAAUCAAGCUUACAUGAAGCGCUUCAACAUACCUUCAAUAGCUGAUAACAACUUUCCAGAAAAUCCAGAAGACAAAUCCCCCUUUGGAUUUGCCUCGAAUCUAGCUUUCUCUUUGCAUGGAUUUUACAAUCACCACCAUACGGAUGAUGAGGAUUUAUCGGAUCUUCCCCUCGCCUUUGCUCUAAUUAUCCCAACUUCAAGAAUCACCGUUAGAAUUGCAACGGCAGCUCAAGGCUACGAUGUGGAAAAUGGCCAGUUUAUCUUUAGGGAUAUCCAGCUAGCUCUCAAAUUCAAGCCCGAUUAUAUUUGUAUGUCUGCACAAGUUGCAACAAAAACUAGUAAUGCCUGUAAAAACUAUCUCAAUGGUAUCUAUGAUGACGAUACAGAUAAAUAUUUUGGUGGUCUUGAAGACCUUUUAAGUUCUUAA
This is a messenger RNA of Puccinia triticina, 1389 nucleotides long. RefSeq lists its product as uncharacterized. The transcript is spliced from 4 exons. The record is from RefSeq and is a predicted model, not a curated record. Bases 1 to 1389 code for a protein of 462 amino acids. Lineage: Eukaryota; Fungi; Basidiomycota; Pucciniomycetes; Pucciniales; Pucciniaceae.